GAAGAAGCCUUAAAAAUGAGGAAUUUGCUGCAAGAAUUCCUCAAAAAGCAUGAUGGUGUGAGGUAUCCGACUAUUCUUGGACUUAGAGAGCAUAUAUUUACUGGAAGUGUUUCUUCACUUGCUUGGUUCAUGUCAAAUCAGGAGACCAGUUUUGUGACAAUUGGUCAAAGACUGUUAGCCAACCCUCUGAAGGUUCGAUUCCAUUAUGGUCAUCCAGAUGUGUUUGAUAGGCUCUUUCACCUUACUAGAGGAGGUGUCAGUAAAGCAUCCAAGGUUAUCAAUUUGAGUGAAGACAUAUUUGCUGGCUUCAACUCUACCCUUCGAGAAGGCAAUGUUACCCAUCAUGAAUACAUUCAAGUUGGGAAGGGAAGGGAUGUCGGCUUGAAUCAGAUUUCUAUGUUUGAAGCUAAGAUUGCUAAUGGCAAUGGGGAGCAGACACUGAGUCGAGAUAUAUACCGGCUUGGACACCGGUUUGAUUUUUUCCGAAUGUUGUCAUGCUAUUUCACUACCAUUGGAUUCUACUUUAGUACUUUGAUAACUGUGCUUACUGUGUAUGUGUUCCUGUAUGGCCGUCUCUAUCUUGUACUUAGUGGUCUUGAAGAAGGGUUGAGUACUCAGCCUGCAAUUCGAGACAAUAAGCCUCUUCAAGUAGCUCUUGCUUCUCAAUCUAUUGUUCAAAUUGGAUUUUUGAUGGCCUUGCCUAUGUUGAUGGAAAUUGGCUUGGAGAGGGGUUUCCGGACUGCACUAAGUGAAUUUAUUCUGAUGCAAUUGCAAUUGGCACCAGUCUUUUUCACUUUCUCUCUUGGAACGAAGACUCACUAUUACGGAAGGACAUUACUUCAUGGAGGUGCAAAAUAUAGGCCUACGGGUCGUGGGUUUGUGGUCUUCCAUGCCAAAUUUGCGGACAACUACAGGCUUUAUUCACGUAGUCACUUUGUCAAGGGUAUUGAGAUGAUGAUCUUGCUUAUUGUGUACCAAAUAUUUGGUCAAUCUUAUAGAGGUGCAGUUGCUUACAUCUUGAUCACAAUUUCUAUGUGGUUUAUGGUGGGCACCUGGCUUUUCGCUCCGUUCCUAUUCAAUCCUUCUGGUUUCGAGUGGCAAAAGAUUGUUGAUGAUUGGACUGAUUGGAAUAAGUGGAUAAGUAACCGAGGAGGUAUUGGUGUACCUCCAGAAAAGAGUUGGGAAUCAUGGUGGGAGGAAGAACAAGAGCAUCUUCGUCAUUCUGGGUUGCGUGGGAUCAUUGCUGAGAUAUUGUUAGCUUUAAGAUUUUUUAUCUAUCAGUAUGGGCUUGUAUAUCAUCUGAAAAUUACAAAGCACACCAAAAGUUUCCUGGUCUAUGGUGUAUCAUGGCUGGUGAUCUUUCUCAUAUUGUUUGUGAUGAAGACUGUGUCCGUUGGAAGGCGAAGAUUCAGUGCAAAUUUCCAACUUGUGUUUCGACUUAUCAAGGGAUUGAUAUUUUUAACUUCAUCUCCAUUCUGGUCAUUUUGAUCGCAUUCCCAUAUGACCGUGCAAGACAUCAUUGUGUGUAUUCUUGCUUUCAUGCCCACUGGUUGGGGAAUGUUGUUGAUUGCACAAGCAUUGAAGCCUCUAGUUCAGCGAGCUGGGUUCUGGGGAUCAGUUCGGACACUUGCUCGUGGCUAUGAAAUCGUUAUGGGUUUACUUCUCUUCACUCCAGUUGCAUUCUUGGCGUGGUUCCUUUGUCUCAGAAUCCAGACUCGUAUGCUCUUUAACCAAGCGUUCAGCAGAGGUCUGCAGAUACUCGUAUUCUCGGAGGCCAACGGAAAGAUCGCCUUCGAAACAAGGACCCAUGAUUGUAAGUGCAGUAUUUACAUUAAUCUGUUGGUCACCUUGCCGGAAACAACUUUGUAGAAAUAUUGUUUAUAUAUGUAUUUGUAGGAUGAACCAGGGGCAGCAUUUUUGGUAAUUAAAUUGACUCGGCAAGCCCUGUUAGCUAGCUCCUAAGGUGUUUCAUUAAGAAACAUUUGGAGAAAACAUGGUGGAAUAUAAUCAAAUCAUAAUUAGUUGAUUUAUUUCUGUCCA
Pistacia vera is the source of this 2040-nucleotide messenger RNA. Its product is annotated as callose synthase 3-like. Gene Ontology annotation, molecular function: 1,3-beta-D-glucan synthase activity. Lineage: Eukaryota; Viridiplantae; Streptophyta; Magnoliopsida; Sapindales; Anacardiaceae. Bases 16 to 1488 code for a protein of 490 amino acids. Gene Ontology annotation, cellular component: plasma membrane; 1,3-beta-D-glucan synthase complex. The transcript is spliced from 8 exons. Gene Ontology annotation, biological process: (1->3)-beta-D-glucan biosynthetic process. The record is from RefSeq and is a predicted model, not a curated record.